This is a messenger RNA of Caenorhabditis remanei, 465 nucleotides long. RefSeq lists its product as uncharacterized. The transcript has 3 exons. NCBI's taxonomy places the organism in Eukaryota, Metazoa, Nematoda, Chromadorea, Rhabditida, Rhabditidae. Bases 1 to 465 code for a protein of 154 amino acids. The record is from RefSeq and is a predicted model, not a curated record.
AUGACCAACACCCAAAAGUUUAUGCUGAUUAAACUUCAACAUUUUCAGUUCAUCGUUUUCCCGUUGUUCAACACUCGGUCAGUUGAAGAACAUCCGAGAUAUACAGCUGCUCGUUUGACAGAUGAAUACAGACAUGUUCUGGACGGAAAGAUAAAAUUGGCAGAGAGUCAUAUUUUCACAGAAGAUAUAACUGUGGACGAUUGUGGAAAAGGAGGAGAUUACGAUUAUCUCUCGAGCAAAUUGGAGGCUUUGAUUCCAAAACUAGGCCAAGUGGAUCUUUCUGUAAAGUUCGCCUAUCCAGUUCCAUUUACCAACAACACAAUUCAAUUCUCUGUAGAUGAAGUUUUGACUCUUUUGAAUGGAGAAACUCAGUCAGGAGAGAAAGCAUUCUUUGCUAGAAUGGAAGAGAAGGACGAUGACUACAAAAUUUACGAUAUUCGUGUUGUCCCAUGUUAUCCGAAAUAA